AUGGCGCCUACAUUUGCUGGUAUGUCCGGUAAACCCUUAGGGUUGACGGUAUCAACCAUCGCUACGAUGGGUUUCCUACUUUUUGGUUAUGAUCAGGGUGUCAUGUCCGGUAUUAUUGAUUCCGACGCCUUCGGAAGGUUUAUGCCUAUCACCCAUGGCGACUCCACCAUGCAGGCCUUGGUGACUGCCGUCUACGAGUUGGGCUGUCUGGUCGGUGCCAUGUAUGCCUUGUUCGCUGGUGACAAGCUUGGUCGUCGUCUCAUGAUUAUUCAUGGUGCUUGGGUUAUGAUGAUCGGUGUUGUUAUUCAAAUCUCUGCUAUCAAGGGCCACGGAGCUACUGCACAGUUCUUUGUCGGUCGUAUCCUCACUGGUAUCGGCAACGGAAUGAACACUUCCACUAUUCCUACAUACCAAGCCGAGUGCUCGCGUUCCUCCAACCGUGGUCUUCUCAUCUGUAUCGAAGGUGGUAUCAUCGCCAUUGGUACAAUGAUCGCCUACUGGAUUGAUUUCGGUGCCUCCUACGGCCCUGACGACCUCACCUGGCGUUUCCCCAUUGGCUUCCAGAUCGUCUUUGGUCUUAUCAUUGUCAUUGGCAUGUACUACUUGCCUGAUUCACCUCGCUACCUCAUCUCCAAGGGUAAGGUGCACGAGGGUGAGUAUGUGCUCGCUGCUCUCGGUGGCUACGAGAUCGAAUCCCACGAGACCCAGCUUCAGAAGCAGCUUGUAAUCGAGUCCAUCGAGGCUGCCGGUGUUGCUGAGGGUGCUGGUUACUCUGAUCUCCUCACUGGUGGCAAGACCCAGCACCUGCGCCGCAUGCUCAUCGGUUCUUCCUCUCAAAUCGCCCAGCAACUGUCUGGUUGCAACGCUGUCAUUUACUACCUCCCUGUCCUCCUGAAGAAGUCUCUCGGCCAGGAUAACUUUAUGUCCAUGCUCAUCGGUGGUAUCAACAUGAUUGUCUACGCCAUCUUCGCCACCUUCUCCUGGUUCUUCAUUGAGAAGAUUGGUCGCCGCAAGCUCUUCAUCGGUGGUAUGACUGGCCAGAUGGUUUCGAUGAUCAUCGUCUUCGGUUGUUUGAUCCCUGACCAGACUGGACCUUCCAAGGGUGCCGUCUUUGGUCUCUUCCUUUACAUGUCUUUCUUCGGUGCCUCCAUUCUGCCCCUCCCCUGGUUGUACCCUGCCGAGAUCUCGCCUCUCCGUACUCGUGCUAAGGCCAAUGCCGUCUCGACCUGCUCCAACUGGCUAUUCAACUUCACCGUCGUUAUGAUCACCCCGGUUAUGAUUGACAGUAUCUCAUGGGGUACCUACCUGUUCUUCGCCACCGCCGGUCGCAGUCUGGAGGAGAUCGAUCUCAUCUUUGCCAAGGGUUACUGCGAGAACAUGAGCUAUGUCAAGGCUGCCCGCGAGCUGCCCAAGCUCACCGACGAGGAGAUUGAGGCCAAGGCUGCUGAGUAUGGCUUCGAGACUAGCCGCCGCCAGGGUGAUAUGGAGAACGCCGGCGAGAAGGGCUCCCCUCGCAGCAACUCCAGCGAUGAGAAGAAUUUCCACGAGGAGACCGAGAACUCCAAGUCUCUCUCUUGA
Messenger RNA from Penicillium coprophilum, 1578 nucleotides. RefSeq names its product putative MFS monosaccharide transporter. The record is from RefSeq and is a predicted model, not a curated record. The transcript has 3 exons. The coding region runs from base 1 to 1578 and encodes 525 amino acids. Lineage: Eukaryota; Fungi; Ascomycota; Eurotiomycetes; Eurotiales; Aspergillaceae. Gene Ontology annotation, molecular function: carbohydrate:proton symporter activity. Gene Ontology annotation, biological process: transmembrane transport; carbohydrate transport. Gene Ontology annotation, cellular component: membrane.